Manihot esculenta (cassava) is the source of this 3620-nucleotide messenger RNA. Its product is annotated as protein FAR-RED IMPAIRED RESPONSE 1. The coding region runs from base 422 to 2947 and encodes 841 amino acids. The record is from RefSeq and is a predicted model, not a curated record. Gene Ontology annotation, biological process: regulation of DNA-templated transcription. The transcript is spliced from 8 exons. Gene Ontology annotation, molecular function: zinc ion binding. NCBI's taxonomy places the organism in Eukaryota, Viridiplantae, Streptophyta, Magnoliopsida, Malpighiales, Euphorbiaceae.
GAGAUCGCUUGGUGGAACUAAAUUGUAUAUUUUUCUCCAUACCUUUUCUCAUCUAAAUGCCCAAACAAAGAAAUCAUUCCUUACAGUUGAUUUGCAGUCACUCCCCUCGCAACAAAACAAAGCGUUUAUUUUAUUAUCCAAACAAAUUUCUUCUUCUCUCUAACUGACAGGUAUUCUCACUAUCUCUUUCUCGCUCUAGGGUUUCAAAAAGGAAAGGUCAAGUGAUCACAAUUGAAGCUUGCACAGCCCAAUAGAAGAAGUAUUUUGUUGCUUCUUUGAUCGCUUCAAUCUCUACUACUCUGCUUCGGAAAGAAUCGACUACAGAGUGUCUGUCUCCUCCCUUCGGCAAAAAAUUUUCUUAGAUUGCAAGGAAUCAUUAUAAAAUAUUUGUCUGAAGAAUGGAUUUUAUCUAUGGAAGUAGAUGAUAAUAAUGACUGGCAGGAAUCAGCAUGCAGUUCAUGAUAUGGUCAGUCUUCAAGAAAAUGUGCUUGUUGGUGAUGCACGGGGAGAAAAUAUGGUUGACAUUGUGGAUGAGGCACAAAAUGGUGAUUCUGGGGUUGUUGACUUCCCUAAGAGGGCUGUCACAUUGUUUGAAGAGGACACAGACUUUGAGCCAUGCAAUGGCAUUGAAUUUGAAUCACAUGAGGCAGCAUACUCAUUUUAUCAAGAAUAUGCCAAAUCAAUGGGGUUCACCACUUCAAUAAAAAACAGUAGACGUUCAAAGAAAUCAAAAGAAUUUAUAGAUGCCAAAUUUGCAUGUUCCAGGUAUGGAAUUACACCAGAAUCUGAUGGUAGCAAUAGUCGACGAUCAAGUGUGAAAAAGACAGAUUGCAAAGCAAGUAUGCAUGUGAAGAGAAGACCAGAUGGUAAGUGGAUAAUUCAUGAGUUUAUUAAGGAGCAUAACCAUGAGCUUUUACCAGCCCUUGCAUAUCAUUUUCGAAUCCAUCGGAAUGUAAAAUUAGCUGAAAAGAAUAAUAUUGACAUCUUGCAUGCUGUCAGUGAACGAACAAGAAAAGUGUAUGUUGAGAUGUUGAGACAGUCUGGUGGGUUUAAAAAUGUUUCACUUGUUCAAAAUGACAAUGGUACUCAAUUUGAGAAAGGUCGCCCUUUGGCUCUUGAGGAGGGAGAUGCCCAAGCAUUACUUGAAUAUUUCAAGCAUAUCAAGAAGGAGAAUCCAAACUUCUUCUAUGCUAUAGAUUUGAACGAAGAGCAGCGUCUGAGAAAUUUGUUUUGGGUUGAUGCAAAAAGUAGGAAUGAUUAUAUCAGCUUUAAUGAUGCUGUUUCUUUUGAUACCUUCUACGCAAAAUACCAUGAGAAAUUGCCAUUUGCUCCUUUUGUUGGGGUAAAUCAUCACUGUCAGCUGAUUUUGCUUGGAUGUGCAUUAGUUGCAGAUGAUUCUAUGUCGACUUUUGUUUGGUUAUUGAGAACAUGGCUUAGAGCAAUGGGUGGGAAAGCCCCUAAAGUUAUAAUCACAGAUCUAGACAACACCUUGAAGGCAGCAAUUGAGGAAGUCUUCCCAAAUACCCGUCAUUGUUUUUCUCUGUGGCAUAUUUUCGAAAAGAUGCCUGAAACUCUUUCUCAUGUAAUCAAACGGCAUGGAGAUUUUAUGCCAGAAUUCCACAAGUGUGUUUUUAAAUCCUGGACAGAUGAAGAGUUUGAUAUGAGGUGGUGGACGAUGGUUACUCAAUUUGAACUCCAAGAUAAUGAAUGGAUUCAGUCAUUAUAUGAUGAUAGGAAAAAGUGGGUGCCCACAUAUAUGGAGGAUACUUUUCUAGCCGGAAUUGCUGCAAGUCAGCGGUCUGAAAGUGUGAACUCUUUCUUUGAUAAAUAUAUUCAUAGGAAAAUCACACUUAAAGAAUUUAUGAAACAAUAUGGAUUAAUUUUACAAAAUAGAUAUGAGGAGGAAGCAAUAGCAGAUUUUGAUACUUCUCACAAACAGCCUGCCCUGAAAUCUCCUUCUCCUUGGGAAAAACAAAUGUCAAUGGUUUACACGCAUGCAAUAUUCAAGAAAUUUCAAGUUGAGGUGUUAGGUGUAGUUGGUUGCCAUCCCAAAAAGGAAAGGGAAGAUGGAACAAAUGUAACGUUUCGAGUUCAAGACUGUGAAAAGAAUGAGUAUUUCCUGGUGUCAUGGAACCAAAGUAAGUCAGCAGUGUCUUGUUUAUGCCGAUUGUUUGAAUACAAAGGAUUUCUUUGUAGGCAUGCAUUGAUCGUCCUCCAAAUCUGUGGUCUUUCAAGCAUCCCAACACAUUAUAUUUUGAAGAGGUGGACAAAAGACGCAAAGAGCGGGCAGCAGCUGGCAGAAGGAAAAGCAAGAAUAGAAACAAGGGUGCAACGCUAUAAUGCUUUAUGCAAACUAGCAAUUGAAAUGAGUGAAGAAGGAUCGUUAUGUGAACAGAGCUACAAUAUUGCUUUCCGCACACUUGUAGAAACACUGAAGAAUUGUGUGAAUGUGAAUAACAGAAACAACAGUGCUUUGGAACCUGGUAGUCAAUCUUUUGCCCCUUGUGAAGCAGAAGAUGAAAACCAAGGAAAUUUUUCCAAGUCUAGUAAGAAGAAGAAUCCAAUCAGGAAAAGGAAGGUACAAGCAGAUCCAGAUAUUAUGCUUGUGGAAGCGCAGGAGAGCUUGCAGCAGAUGGAAAAUCUAGGAUCAGAUACUCUUAAUGGUUAUUAUGGUGCACAGCAGAAUGCACAAGGACUGGUACAACUGAAUUUAAUGGAGCCUCCCCAUGAUGGUUACUAUGUCAGUCAACCAAGCAUACAAGGGCUGGGCCAAUUGAAUUCAAUAGCACCAGGCCAUGAUGGGUUUUUUGGGACACAGCAAAGCAUAAAUGGGAUGGGUCAAUUUGAUUAUCGACCUCCAACUAGUUUCAAUUAUAGUUUGCAGGAAGACUCUCAUUUGAGAUCUUCACAAUUGCAUGGAAGUGCUCCAAGACACACACAAGGAUGAAACAUUGUUCAUAGUAAUAAUUUUGCCUUCUUUAGGUACCCACAAAUCACAAUCUUACCCGGAGUAACGUGUUUUACGUAGAAAACUAACUCCAGCAAAUGGUUAGCAACUAUUCCCUUUAUGAGCAGAACAUGAUUGAUACUUCUGCAAAGCCCAAAAUUACUCCCCCUUCACUAGAAUUCAUCCAGUAAUUCCUUUUUUGGGAAUUCAGGAUUGGUCUUUUAACCAACCUCUCACCCAAUUCAGCAAUCUAUAAUAUUAGAUACACACUACGAGGUGGCUAAUGCAGCAUCAUUGUAUGGGCAGCAGUCGCAUUUGUGGAUCUUCAACAUCACCGAAGCUGCCUAAACCAUUUGAAUUGUAGAGUGACAUCUUUGAUGAAUAGUUUUGAGGUGAGAUGUGACGCCUCGUCAAACUAGUGAAAGAAUGAGGUUUUUGGUUGUUUAUAACACAAUGAUCUGCAUGCUGUAGGAAUCCUUGUAUUGAUUGUUUUAAUGCUGAUCUUGGUCAUCUGUUGUAAGCAUACGCGCAGUGAACUCUUGAUUCUUGUGAACAGUGUCUACUCUAUUCUUUAAUUUCCACCACGGUGGUUUGCUGUACUGUUAUAUUGAUGACACUGCUAAAGCUUGCGUUCUGGGUUAAUUAAGCUCUCGUGGAUUUUGUAUUAGCUAGC